Messenger RNA from Echinostoma caproni, 354 nucleotides. The record is from the annotation of a GenBank genome assembly. Lineage: Eukaryota; Metazoa; Platyhelminthes; Trematoda; Plagiorchiida; Echinostomatidae.
AUGCGGCAGAGGAAGCAUUCUCCGAGAUCUCAGUGCCUUAUUGUUGUCAGUCUUCCGGAGGCCGAGGCCACCACUGCUCAGGCUCGCCUGGACCACGAAUUGCAGCUGUCGAGGUUGCACAUAAUUACGGUGUUUGAUGGCGACGAGGUGGAACCAGCGGCAUCGAUCAGAGUGAAAGCGGCAUUCAGGCUUGCGAUUGUGGUGGAAGAGAAGACAGACGCUGCUUUCAAACGGCGUCUGUAUGAGCACCUGAAGGGGUUAUGGAGGAACAAACACUUGGAAUCGGACGUUCGACUCAGUGGUGAUAUGGCUUACACGGGCACUCUGCCCUCUGCCCUCAAUCCUGAAGACUGA